AUGAGCGUAGCUGGUAUUCAGUCGUUUAAUGGCUUUUGAGAAGUAAACAAGUGACUUGAGCUUAAAGAAAGUAUAAUUCUAUCUAAACCACAUAUUAUUCAAGUUUGAUAUAAAUUAGAGCAAUUUUGAGACCAUCCCAGUAAUAAAAUGGAUUACAAACCAACUCCCACUGUAGUGCCCGCCGCCCCAUUUGACGCCUCCGCGGAUGCACAGGCACUACGCGCCGCCAUGAAAGGUUUCGGCACGGACGAGGAGGAAAUCAUCAACUUGCUCACUGCGCGCUCCAAUGCACAACGCCAACAAAUUAAGGCGCAAUUCGAAACGGAAUUCGGGCGUGACUUAGUCGAUGACUUGAAGAGCGAAUUGGGUGGUAAAUUUGAAGAUGUGAUUGUGGCUUUAAUGACACCGCCCGUGGAGUAUUUAUGCAAGCAGUUGCACGAAGCUAUGGCCGGCAUGGGCACCGAUGAGGAGACACUCGUCGAAAUACUAUGUACCAAAACGAAUGAGGAAAUGCAGGAAAUAGUCGGAGCUUAUGAGGCAAAAUAUGAUCGGCCGCUGGCAGAGCAAAUGUGUAGUGAAACUUCGGGACAUUUUCGUCGUCUGUUGACCUUAAUUGUAACGGGCGUACGCGAUCCCAUUGGUACUGUUGAUGCGGGAAAAGCGCACGAAGAUGCUGAAGCUUUAUAUGCGGCUGGUGAGGCCAAACUCGGCACAGACGAAGAAGUAUUCAAUCGCAUUAUGUCGCACAGCAGUUUCGCGCAGUUGCGGCUCAUCUUCGAUCAAUACAAAGAAUUAUCCGGACAGACUAUUGAGCAAGCGAUCAAGCAUGAGAUGGAUGGCGCGUUGCAUGAUGCAAUGAUUGCUAUUGUCGAAUGUGUUCAGUCACCGGCCGCCUUUUUCGCCAAUCGCCUCUACAAGGCAAUGGAUGGAGCCGGUACAAAUGAUGCUGCGCUCAUACGUUUAAUUGUGAGUCGUUCGGAAAUCGAUUUGGGUACUAUUAAAGAUGAAUUCGAACGCAUUUACGAUCGUACCUUAUACAGUGCUAUUGUGGAAGUAAGUAUUCGAAUUGCACAAAUUAUUAAUUAACUGAAUAUUGACUUUUCUACAUAUGUAUGUGAAUUAACAAAAACCAUUGUAACUAAACUAUAUUCAAGGAAAUUAUAUAUUUUAACCUCAUUUAGAUUUUUCCAUACAAAAUAAAAUCGUUUUCAAUACAAAAAUUCAAAAAUAAGUAAAGCAUUAGAAAUAUACAGUUAUGAAUGCAAUGCUUAACUCUUGAAUGCAUCAAAUAUUUAUAAAAUGUUGCUAACAUACAUAUCUAUACGAAUAUCUUUUUUCUCAUUGUUUAACAAAAUCAUUAAAUGUUUUUGUGAAAAUAUGUUUUGAAUGUGCACAUAUUUAUGUAUUACAUACUAUUUCGAAAUAUUUACCAUUAAAAAUUUAUUUUUUUAUUAGGCGGAAACAUCAGGUGACUACAAAAAUGCAUUGGCUGCGCUGUUGGGUGGAGCAUAAGCUG
This is a messenger RNA of Bactrocera neohumeralis, 1516 nucleotides long. RefSeq names its product annexin B10 (gene AnxB10). The record is from RefSeq and is a predicted model, not a curated record. Gene Ontology annotation, molecular function: calcium-dependent phospholipid binding; calcium ion binding. The transcript has 4 exons. Lineage: Eukaryota; Metazoa; Arthropoda; Insecta; Diptera; Tephritidae. Gene Ontology annotation, cellular component: cytoplasm. The coding region runs from base 148 to 1086 and encodes 312 amino acids.